Aspergillus heteromorphus CBS 117.55 is the source of this 3105-nucleotide messenger RNA. Its product is annotated as putative R3H domain protein. Gene Ontology annotation, molecular function: nucleic acid binding. Gene Ontology annotation, biological process: galactose metabolic process. Bases 314 to 2695 code for a protein of 793 amino acids. The transcript has 4 exons. Lineage: Eukaryota; Fungi; Ascomycota; Eurotiomycetes; Eurotiales; Aspergillaceae. The record is from RefSeq and is a predicted model, not a curated record.
AACCGGUCGCCUGCAUCCCACACACACCCCCCCCCCGGACCUGACGUCGAGGCAGCUUUCCCUAUGGCGAAUUACGUUUUCCAGAGAUGUACCGUCUUUCUUUUUGGGCUUGUGUGAAGUGGGAUCUUUGAGUGGCUUUUCUAUCGAUUCAAGUCUCCUCGGUUUCGUCCUCCUCAAAACCUGAACGAGCCGAGUCAGUCUCUCUCGUCGGGGUUUCCCCUUAUCCAAUUCGUCCGUAUCCGAUCGUUCACUGUCUCAGCGAAAGGAACGCUACAAAGAAAUCGUCAAGUUCUGCUGGGGGAUCCAGACUAUCAUGACAUCUCGGAGUUCCCCGAGGGACGAGCAUCGUCUUUCCUUUGCAAAGAUUGCUGCCAUGCCUCCACCAUCAAACCCGGAAGCUUCCGUCGUAUCUGACGAGAUGAACGGCUCUCAGUCUCCCGACGGACCGUCGUGUUCCGAACAACCCAACUCGAAAGAAGGCCCGUGUACCGCCCGAGGCGAGGCUGCCAUCGUUGAUCGAGACGUCGAUGGCCUUUCGCACGCUGUGCAAGGCGUUCACAUCGCAGAGAAGAAGUAUCACGAGAGUCCCAUGUUCUCGGCCGAGGCCCAGGACCGCGGUUCGUUGAAACGAGAGACCUCGUUUGAGGAGGACGAUCGUACCCACCUUUCCAACUCCUCGACUAAGCCAACCAGCUUUGAUUCGAAGAGCAUGGCGUCAGUGACAACCUUUGCAAUGGACGAGAAAGACUCCUUGCGUCCUGAUGAUAGCGCUAGCGUCCAGGCUGUUGAUGAGGAGGAGUCGCUUUCUGGGCCUGCCUCGGGUGCACCCAAUUCGUUGACGGGCUCCGAGUCGGGUGCCCGCGGCUUCAUGCAAAGACCACGGGCCAUACUGCAGCCGUCGGGCCCUAUCUUUGUCGAUGGUAUCCAGCGCACGAACGGUGCUAUUCUCCCAGACGCUGUCGCCAAUAACUUCGUCACGAAUGCCGAUGCUUUCCAGAAUGGACGAACCAUACAUGGGUUUCCCUCGGAUCCAGAUGAGAAACUCCUCGAGGCCAUGAAAUCCCCCAAGGAUCGUCUUCUGAUCUUACAACUAGAAGAGAAGGUUCGACAUUUCAUCCAGAAUUCCAAGGAGCACUCUUUGGAGCUUCCGCCAUCAAAUGCUUUUGGGCGACUUCUUGCGCAUAAACUGGGCGAUUACUAUCAUCUAACCCACUUUGUGGACAAUAAUGUCACGUCCGUCCGACUACAUAGGACGCCGUUUUGUCGGCUGCCCACGCCCCUCUCUAUUCUCCACGCCGCAAACCAUAGCACCCCGCCUCCAGCUAUGCCCGCAAUGAAAAUCAUGCGCCGUCAUGAUGGUGAGCGACCUUCUACGGAAGGUAGCAUCGCGGCAAGCUCCUCCGUUCCAUCGAAGAAUGGAUCCGAAGCGGGCGACAGUGGGAACGAUGGCGAACGGGGCGGCUCAUCCGCCGGCGCGACCCCGGCCAAAGAUAGGCUGACGUUAACCCGAGAGGAACGAGAGGCGAAGUAUCAGGAGGCUAGAGAGCGAAUUUUUCGCGAUUUCCCCGAGUCCAAGUCGGCAGAUAAUACGAAUGGCGACUCCAGUGCCAAUAUGUCACGCUCGAGCUCGACGAGUGGCCGCAAAAAGGCGCACCGACAGAAGACCCCCCACGAUGACAGUUUCGAGGCUCGGUCUCAAUUCAACGCAUACUACCCUGGGAUGCCCUACAACAACGGGUCGAUGCCUUAUGGCGUGGCGAUGAACGAUCCGUCUUUCCCCAAUCAGCCUUGCAUGGUUGGGCCUGGCGUGUCUCCACCGGGUAUGGGCUACCCUCCUAGUGGGCAGACAGCCCCCAUGUACUCCAGUCCCAUGAAUAUGAAUGCGAUGCCUCAUUACUCGAUGCCUGUUUCUCCCCAGAUGACGCCGAGCGGUCCGUGGCAGAAUGCGCCUGUACCGCAGCAGUCUCCCUAUUCUGGAUAUGCGACUAUCAACCAAUCGCCGGCGAUGGCAUCCACCAAGUCCUCUCCUGCACUGAGCAGCUACCCUAUGCCCAACUCGGUCCCAUACCAGCAGCCUACUCCCGGCUGGUCCACCCCGCCUUAUCACGCCGGAUAUCCACAACCCACACCUCGCAACCCGCCGCCGGCUGCGUGGGGAAAUUAUCAGACCCAGCCCCCCACUCCCACAUCGUUCCCCUAUCCGCAAUAUCCCGGACAGCCCUUGAGCCCCGGCAUGCAGAACCUCUCGGGCCCCCACCCCUUGCCCGGCAGCUUCAAUCGGUCGCCGUUCAACCCUCAAACACGUUCUUUUGUGCCCGGUGGCGCGACGCUAGCGCGGCAUCCAAGCAAGAACGGCCAGCAUGGUAUGAGUCCGUACCCCGGCAUCCAAGCAGGCAUGCAGCCGCAGUGGCCCGGAUUUCCGGAUGUCAACAAGAAUAAUCAGGAGGCUUCCGGGUCGGCAGGCCAUGGCCCGAUUCGCGGGGUGCCCGUCGGCGGUAGAGAUUCCAUUACCAAAUGGGGGACACCAUCCCAUCUGCCCCCCAAGCCACCCCCGUCCGAGGUUCCUUCUGACUUCGACUUGAAGCACCGGAGUGGCCCCAACUCGACAAUUCCUUACUCGGGCAACACGCUGCCAACCGCCAAGAAUGGACCGCUGGUUGUUUCCGGCGGAACAAGCUUGCCAAGGGUAAACUAGCGCCCAUCUGCCUUUCAGCGCAAACUGAUGAUGUCUCCGCGGGGGGACACGCCUUCUCCAAAAGUACAUAUCUUUCAUCGUUGUUGUGGUGCGUUGGCUGUGAUGUGGGUCUUGACAUGGCUGUUCUCUAUCUCUGGAAGAUUAGGAACGGGAGCUGAAGAGGACAUGGUGUACCCCUGGUCACAGGACAAAAUGAUUUGGCGAGCUCAAUCCAAUUUUCCGAGUCCUGACUGCACCGUAGAAUCACUGGGGCUGAAGUCUGGGGGUUUCAGGGCGUCGUUGGGGACAUAGUGGAAGCUUGACAUGCAUGUACUUCCGCCUUGCCAUGUUUUCUAGAUCUUGCUGGCUCAGGGGGUGGUGAUAGUGCUUAGAUACAUAAAGUGUAUGAAUCAAGUCGUAACCGAUCCCAA